UAAUCCGAUUGAGAGAAUGAAUCACUACUUGUGAUAAGUUGAAUUCAAAGAUAAGGGAUCCAGUAAAUCCGUUGUUCGAUCCUCAGAAAAAAGAACGACCAAUCGAAGUAAUGUUUUCUUGUGCUGUCUUGCUUUACGUGUGUUGUUCUACAAAAAUCACGACCAAAAUUACAAUACGCUAAAGUUUUUCCUAAACAAAUUUAUCAUAGCUACCAAAAGUUUUAUCUAAAAGUUCUUAGAAAAAAUAUAGUUAAGGAAUCAUACGGAAAUGACAGACGAACUAAUAACGAAAGUAUGUUCAUUCUUCGAUCGUCCAUUAAGUUCAUAGCUAGUACUUGGAUUCAAGUGCGCAGAUGCAAUGAUGAGGAAUACCUGUCAGAAACGGCGAAAGAAAAUGUUAGACGAUUGACAUAUUUUCACUUCCAGAUAAGUUUAAUAUUCAUCGUAAAGUGUUUCCCACCACAUUAUGCUUUGAAAACGUUCAUAAUUCUGCAAAUUCAUUAUUCUUAUGAUUUCACGUGACCCAAUAGACUUGAUAUGCAUUCUUUACACCGCAGAGCGUGGAGCGUGUUUCAGCGUGGAAUAAGUAGUUGAACUCUUCAGCAAACUCAUGGAGUCUGAUGUGGAGAACGAGUCACAAAGUUUGCAGAAAAAUCUGAUAACGACCUCAGAAUUGCACGUAAAUUAAUGCUGGCUACGAAAUAACUAUCUAAUUUUCAUACAGGGCAUGAAAGACCCCUGUUGUAGUGCAAACAACAAGCUGAAAUGAAGCGCCAAAACAUUCGUACCCUUUCAUUGGUGGUAUGUACUUUUACCUAUUUACUAAUUGGUGCAGCCGUGUUUGAUGCACUAGAAUCGGAAACCGAAGCUAGAAGAUGGGAGUUUUUAAAAAGUGUAAAAGCAAACUUUGUUGCCAAGUACAAUAUUACCCCGGAAGACUAUCAUAUGAUCGAAAUUGUAAUUACGGAGAAUAAACCACACAAAGCGGGACCCCAGUGGAAGUUUGCCGGUGCCUUCUAUUUUGCCACCGUUGUUCUGGCCAUGAUCGGUUACGGACACAGUACCCCCGUCACAGUGGGUGGAAAGGCUUUUUGUAUGGCUUACGCCAUGGUCGGAAUUCCGCUGGGGCUCGUGAUGUUUCAAAGCAUCGGUGAACGUUUGAACAAGUUUGCGUCUGUUGUAAUACGCCGUGCGAAAAGAUAUCUGCGCUGCAACCACACGGAGGCAACGGAAAUGAAUCUGAUGGUCGCAACGGGAUUACUUUCGUCGGUCAUUAUUACGACCGGAGCGGCUGUGUUUUCACGUUACGAAGGGUGGAGCUAUUUCGACAGUUUUUACUACUGUUUCGUGACACUCACUACGAUAGGGUUUGGUGAUUAUGUUGCACUCCAGAAUGAUCAAGCGUUGAUUAACAAACCGGGCUACGUUGCACUAAGUUUAGUGUUCAUACUUUUUGGAUUGGCGGUCGUCGCUGCUAGUAUUAAUCUCUUGGUGCUAAGAUUCAUGACCAUGAACGCGGAAGACAUACGACGUGAAGAAGCAGAAAUGCAAUCUUCAGUGGACGGUCUCACGACAUAUGAGUGUCAAUCUACCGGUAAACUACUUUCCUGUGCCAAUUUAAACUACUGUUCGGAAAUUGAAGAAGACACCUCUGUAUGUUCAUGUACUUGCUUGGGAGGCAACAGUUUGACAACCCACGAACACGAAUUUCUAUUAAACCAAGGAUAUCACCCAGCAGAUAUUAUUACCAGUACAAUUAGUUUGAAACGCAUGUCUAUUUAAAAACAUAAGGCUAAGCUGAUACAGAUAAUCACAGUCCUGCAUACUAGAUAGAAUUACGUUCCUUCUCUUACAAUAUGCCACUUCCAUUCCAUUAGAUAGAGUUAUGAGAAAAUUUAAAUUAACCUCCAACGAAACGAUGUGUGCCAAUUGCCGGGAAGAAUAACUCUCAGAUAAAAAUCCCUUCAAGUACAUUCGAAUCACUACAAAUAAUGUUCUUUGUUUCAUUCGACAUUUACCAACAUAUAUAAAAAAAUGUGACAGCACAUUAAAUUUCAUUGACAGAUAUGAUAUGUAUAU
Messenger RNA from Anopheles cruzii, 2079 nucleotides. RefSeq names its product potassium channel subfamily K member 9 (gene Task7). The transcript is spliced from 3 exons. Gene Ontology annotation, biological process: potassium ion transmembrane transport; stabilization of membrane potential. Gene Ontology annotation, molecular function: potassium ion leak channel activity. The record is from RefSeq and is a predicted model, not a curated record. Gene Ontology annotation, cellular component: membrane. NCBI's taxonomy places the organism in Eukaryota, Metazoa, Arthropoda, Insecta, Diptera, Culicidae. Bases 766 to 1782 code for a protein of 338 amino acids.